Monascus purpureus is the source of this 369-nucleotide messenger RNA. The record is from the annotation of a GenBank genome assembly. NCBI's taxonomy places the organism in Eukaryota, Fungi, Ascomycota, Eurotiomycetes, Eurotiales, Aspergillaceae.
AUGAGCCGAUCAGACCAGCUGGACUUCAGCUUCGACCUAAUCGACCAGCGAAUGGCUAACCUACUGUCAUCCUUCGAAGCGCACCCCCUCAUGCAGCCACCCUCAGUCAACCCGACUGCCUUCUUUCUCUUUGACUUCGUCCGCAACACGCACCGUCUCUUCAAAUCGAUUGAUGCUGAGACAUUCCAGUCCGGCGUCAGAGAAGACCGCGAUAAGGCGCAGGAGGUUCUGGAGAGGAAUCAAUUCGCCAACCUGCUUGUUAAUGAUACCACGGGCAAACUGGCGUUGAUGACCGGUGGGGAUCCUAGGAACCCGGUGGACUUUGGGGAUGAGAUUCGCCAGAGGGCGAGAGCGUUAGUGGAGAUUUGA